Messenger RNA from Mytilus californianus (California mussel), 2158 nucleotides. Its product is annotated as lysosomal protective protein-like. The transcript is spliced from 13 exons. Gene Ontology annotation, biological process: proteolysis. Gene Ontology annotation, molecular function: serine-type carboxypeptidase activity. The coding region runs from base 214 to 1647 and encodes 477 amino acids. The record is from RefSeq and is a predicted model, not a curated record. NCBI's taxonomy places the organism in Eukaryota, Metazoa, Mollusca, Bivalvia, Mytilida, Mytilidae.
CAGAUAUAUCCCAUAUCACACGAAAAAAUAUUCACGUGAUCAAACUUUGAAAGAAUCUCAUGACUGAAUGAUAAUAUUUCUCUGUGCUCUUGUAUGCCCCUUGUUUGACAUCCUGUAAGGAGGUUAUGUUGUAGCACUAUGGUUGUAAAUCUUUUGCUUCCUAUGCUGCUGGUUGUGCAAGGAUGUCAGCCUCAUCAUUAACUGAUCACAAACAUGUGGACUACUGUAGUUUUGACAAUUACUUUGAUACUUCAUAUGAGUUAUGGAGCGCCACCUGCAGAUGAAAUUAAAUACAUGCCAGGACUACACAAGCAGCCAUAUUGGAAACAGUACUCUGGGUAUUUGAAUGCUACUGGAACAAAACAGCUACAUUACUGGUUUAUACAGUCAGCUAAUAAACCAUCAGAAGAUCCUCUGGUUCUGUGGAUGAAUGGGGGACCAGGAUGUAGUUCUGAUUUAGGUUUACUCUCAGAACAUGGACCUUUUAGGAUUGGUAAAGAUGGAGCUAGUGUUACAUAUAAUCCACACAGCUGGAAUAAUGUAGCCAAUAUGAUUUAUCUGGAGGCUCCAGCGGGGGUAGGAUUCUCUUACUCGCAAGAUAAAAACUACACAACAGAUGAUGAUCAAGUGGCACUAGACAAUCACAUGGCAUUGAAAAAUUUCUUCAAAAAGUUUCCGGAAUAUGCCAAAAGUGAUUUUUAUAUAACUGGUGAAAGCUAUGGCGGUAUUUAUGUUCCAACACUGUCUGCCAGAGUUGUUGAUGAUACUGCUAUCAACUUCAAAGGCUUUGUUGUAGGAAAUGGUUUAUCUGAUGACAGUAUGAAUUCUGAUUCUCUCGUUUACUUCGCCUAUUAUCAUGGAUUGAUAGGGGACAGUUUGUGGGAUGAUUUAUCAAAGUACUGUUGUCAGGGUAACAUGACAAGGUGUGCAUUUUCACAGAACAGAGGAAAGGAGGAUUGUGGCAAAGCUUUAGGUCCUGUAAUGGAGGUUGUGUAUGGCAGUGGUUUAAAUGAGUAUAACUUAUAUGGUACAUGUGAAGGUGGCAUUGGCAUCUAUUUUGAUGAAGAGUCGAAUAAAGUGGCAUUCACACAUCAGAAGUGGCAAAUGAAAAAUAAUCCAUUUCUUUCCCAGAAAAUGAAGUUUAUCCAAGACUUCACAGAUGUGGAAAAUCACCUCAGACUAACACCUCCAUGCCUGAACUACAGCAAUGUUGUCAAGUACAUGAACACUGCUGAAGUUAGGAAACAAUUACACAUACCUGAUACUGUACAAAAGUGGGAUAUCUGUAGUGCGGUUGUAGGAAUGGGAUAUAAGCAUAUAUAUUCCUCAGUGGAUAAACUAUAUCAGAAGGUCUUGUUAGCUAAGAAAAAAGUCAUGGUGUAUAAUGGAGAUAUAGAUAUGGCUUGUAAUUUCCUUGGAGAUGAGUGGUUUGUGGACAGUCUCAAUCAAAAGUUGGUGACAGAAAGAAAAGCUUGGCAUUACACACCAGAGGGCACCACCAGUAAACAAGUUGCAGGAUUUGUAAAACAUUUUGAAGAUUUAACAUUUGUUACUGUCAGAGGAGCAGGUCACAUGGUUCCCACAGACAAACCACAACCAGCACUGAUUAUGAUCACCAACUAUUUGCAAGACAUACCUUUCCAGUAAUUGAUGACAUGUGAUAAAGUUAUGACAUUACAUUCCUGUAUACAGGCCUAGAAGAGACAUUGCUCAAUGUGCUCAUGAACUUUAAAAAGAAUAUUUGAAUAUAUGAUAGAAAAAAAUGCAAUUUUGUAUAAAUACCCAGGUCACCCUCGUUUUUUUCAUCAUAUGAGGUUGGUAAGGAAUCAAAAAGUAGAAAUUAUAAGCAAAGGGUAUUUAGAAAAUUGAUGGCUAUUAUAAUAUUUGACAUUAUCUUAUAUGAGAAAAAUAAGCAAAAGGGAAUAACUGUGAAAUCCGUUUUGAUUGAUCUUAUGAAGUGUCUCAGUUUCUGUAUAAUGUGUUCACUUUUUUUAAAUGUUAAGACAGUGUGGGAAAACCAAUAGAAAAUAAACAAUAUUUACACAACAUGCUUCAAAAUACUAUAGUUUACAGAUUAGUCCAUUCCAUUAGAGACUGGUCUAUUCAUCAUUACUGUUAAAAUUAGUUUUUGACUUAAUUUCCAAUAUUGUUUUUUGAA